Messenger RNA from Entamoeba invadens IP1, 1989 nucleotides. RefSeq names its product serine-threonine protein kinase, putative. Gene Ontology annotation, molecular function: transmembrane receptor protein serine/threonine kinase activity; ATP binding; protein binding. The transcript has a single exon. The record is from RefSeq and is a predicted model, not a curated record. The coding region runs from base 1 to 1989 and encodes 662 amino acids. Gene Ontology annotation, biological process: cell surface receptor protein serine/threonine kinase signaling pathway; protein phosphorylation. Gene Ontology annotation, cellular component: plasma membrane. NCBI's taxonomy places the organism in Eukaryota, Evosea, Mastigamoebida, Endamoebidae.
AUGGCGGACUACCAAGUCGAUAACCUCGAUGAAAUGAUCGAUGUCGAUAACACCGAAGCGAUCAUCCAAUAUUUCAAAAAGAAAAAUCCCAAAGAAAUUAAAGACGUGAUGACAAAGCAAGUCUCCGUUGGGUCACUGUCGCACCCGUUGUCAUACUCUAUAUACAAAAAGAGAAACAAAACGUUCUUGUCACUUCUUGAUAUCUACACGAAAAAUAAGUUGGACAUUAACUUGAAGGAUGAAAGUGGGUUGACCCCGUUACACUAUGCAGUACAAACUAAAGACGUCUUUUUCAUUAAAACAGUAUUGGGGGUGCCCGGGAUCAACGUGUAUAUUGGAGAUAAUGAUGGCCAAAAUCCCUUUGUGUUUUUCUUGCGGUUCCACGAUGAGCCGACGGUGAAAGAGUGCAUCCACGCUUUUGUGGGAGCGUCUCGAGUCAUCUUAAACAACAGAAUUCCGUCGGGGAAAUAUAAAGGGGACUUCCCAUUGAAUGUUGCAUUCCAAAACCCCCAUUGUAUCGGGUUUCUUCUCGAGACCAUUCUGAAGAGUGGCGCGGUGCCCGAUGUGACGAACUUCUCGAAUGAAGUUCCCCUUCAUUUUGCUGUGAAUAAGAAGCGUCUUGAUUUAGUGUUACUUCUACUCAAAUAUGGAGCGAACAUUAACAUCAAAAACGUCUCUGGCAACUCGCCGCUCUCACUUGGAUUGAAACAAGAAAACAAGAUAGCUGCAGUGAUGAGUCUUGUUGAUAACAUUCACAUCAAAAUGCGGAAGGAGUACUCCCUCACACUCCAAUUUGACUUGCCUCGGUUCAUUGGAAUUGGGUUGUUUACUGACGUUGGGUAUUCCCAAGGGAUUCGCAAUAUGAUCGCAUCGGGUGGGGAUCCAGACGUCGUCAAGCGAUUGAUGGACUUGAUUCAAAAAGCCAAAGCUGAUUUCAUGGAGACUCGUGAGAGUUUCAACUUGUUGUAUUAUCGUGAAGAAGAGGACGAGGAGGAGGAUGACGAGAAGAAGAAAAUAGAUGCCAAAGCAAUUGAGUUUCUUGGUGAGAACAUCUCAAAUACGCACAAAUUUGGUCUUGGGUUGUAUGGGGAUGUCAUUCGAGCUCGACACAAAAACAAAACUGUUGGGUUAGAGUUCUUGUUAGACUAUUCCGUCGAAGAUAUGAAGAAUUUAGAACAAGUCAUCAAUGAGCACUACGUCCCGCUCAAGCAUGACAAUAUCUUACAACUUUAUGGUACAGUAUUUGAAGAAGGGAGUUUGUGGGUGAUAAGUGAGUAUACGGACAGAGGGUGUUUAUUUGAUUUGUUGCAAGGUCCCAAAUUAGACUGGGACAUGAUGAAUCAAAUCUGUAUUGAUAUGGCUGAGGGGCUUCUGUUCCUUCAAGAACAUGCGAUAACACACGGGGGCCUGAAUUCAACAAAAGUAUUUAUGACAUUAGACGGGCAUGCCAAAAUCGGCGAAUAUGGAUGGAAAGGUAUUCUACCUCGUAAGACGGACAAGCACUUGAUCACCAUAGAAUUGGCUUUCAUGGCGCCAGAACAGUUACAAGACCCCCCAGUCGACAGUCCUGAUGCAGACAAAUACAGUUAUGGGAUGAUCGUUUGGGAGAUCAUUCUCCGUCUUAUAACAGGCGAGCAUGUCAUUCCUUAUUACUCCGAUGAAGAAAAUUACACUGCUGAGACGGAUCAAUCCAUCAAAAAGAAGAUCAUGAGUGGUAACAUACCCACUAUCGCUACUCGUGAGAACGCUCAAGUAUUUACUGCACCUCCACGCCUCGGGAAAUUAUACAAAAACAUUUGUCAGAUCAAGCCUGACCUUCGAUGGGCUUGGGACAAGAUCAUAGAGGAGUGGACUCAAUUUGAAGAUGAAGUCAAAAAUGAUCCCAAAAAGUGGAAGAAUUGUUUGCAAACAGAUGGUAAUCUGUGUCCCGGUGAAUAUGCUAAUAAGAAGUUUAAAUUGACACGUGCUUCAGAGACUGUUAUUCAGUAA